Salvelinus sp. IW2-2015 is the source of this 3364-nucleotide messenger RNA. RefSeq lists its product as uncharacterized. The record is from RefSeq and is a predicted model, not a curated record. Lineage: Eukaryota; Metazoa; Chordata; Actinopteri; Salmoniformes; Salmonidae.
ACAAAAUGUACAAAUAAUCUAACUUGUUUGUAAAUGUUAUACAUCUUAGUAUGUAGGCUAUUAUUACUAAAGCAUAAUUUUGGACAAAAAAGAUCAUACCAAAGGUGGCUAACCUUGCUCCACUCCCUGAUCUAAAGGGUGAGCAGACUUCUAUUCCAGCCCAGCAAUAAUACACGUUAUUAUCAACUCAUUAGGUUUGAUACAUAGAAUCAAGUGUGUUAGUGCUGGGCUGGAACAGAAGCCUGCACACRCAGCAUACCUCCGGGAGAAGGAUUGGCCUGCUACAGUUGUAAUAAGUUUGUAGCCUACAUUGUGUGUAACUUUUAACUGUAUUGUCGUGUACAACAUGUGAUAACAUAAGUACACAUACAACCCAUGGCAUACAAGGACGUGCCAGGAGUCUCUUGGGACAUCUUCAUCUGCAGACAGGCUUUCGCAGCUCUCCAUGUCUCAGGAAAGACAACAUUACAAAGCAACAGGCUUCAUUUUAUUUCAAUUACACAGCCCUGAUUAUUAUCUAUCUGUCUGUCUUCAUAGUUCUCAUCUCUAAGGACUAGAACUGGAUCAUCUUUUCAUGAUGUCAUCCCACAACCCGCCCUAUUUAACUAGUAAACGUACUCCUUUUUAUGACAGCUGGAGCAGAAAAUGAUUUCACCCUCUUCCAUUGCUGAUAACUACAAAUGCAUUUAGAGCCUGAGUUUUUAAUUUAAAAUGAUAAAUAUGCCUAAAUCAAGAUACCAUGCUAAUAUGAAGAAAGCUUGCUGAUUAUAUUUCACUUAGCCAAGUAUGUAAAGUUGGCUAGCUAGCUAUUUAGCUAGCAGCUCAUUAGCCUACACACAGUGGGCUGCUAUAGCUAGCUGGCUAAUAAUACAUCGUUUUUUAACAUUUUCAAAAUGUACUUACUUACUUGAAUAGGUUCAUGCCCACGCCAACGAAGCGGCCAAUCCUUUGUAGCGAAGCGUUGUCGAGCGGAGCCAUCUCUUUUGGUCGAGACGUUACACACGCUUUGAAAACGUUCCAUACUUUUCGCGGUGUAUUUGAACGUUCUAAAAUUCCAAUGACAUUCAAAAUACUGUUGUCACAACAUUAGAUGAUUGCUUGUUGAUGUUUCAAAGCAAAUACACCAACUUAGUGUCGCAGAGCCUUUCAAAAUUUGGUGAUAAGAUAUUUGACAAUAAUCGACGUUAUUGAUUUUGCACUCUACAGCAAAGGCAUAGGAGCAAUGGAAGAGAUUUSAUAGCCUCAUUUUAGUAGGCUAAAAUGUAUAUAUUUUUUCCCCAUUUAUCUAAAAAAACAAUACUUCCUGGGAGGAUUAUUUAGUGUAACAUUUGAGGUGCAGGUACUCCGCUCUGAUGAGCUCCUGCCCAAGUCAAGCACUGGUUAAUACAAAUAGUUUAUUUAACUGUCACUGGUUGCCAGACACUCAAAGCUUACAUUUUUUAUUUUUUGUUACUUUGAAAGCCCACCUGCCAUGUCCAAGCAGGUGUUAUGCUGGAGGAUCUUAGGAAAUUAGUCACUUGGGCUCACUCUCAUGGCUCCCACUGUCCCCACAAGCUUUGGCACAAGGGAAAACUUAACCCAGCGGUUGGGCAUCAGUGCAAAGUUAAUUGGAGAUGUGAGGUUGGACAUGCCUUUGACUGGGCCUUGACACUUGCCACAGAGGUGAAAGUUGAGGAGGAAAAGACAGAGGGGGAGGUGGAUGUAGGUCAUAGGAGCAAGAGGAGGAGAAUACAACACCUGUCCUCGGAUGAGGAAGAGGAGAUGGUAUAUACCCCAUUCAAUGGAAAUAUUACUGAUGAAAAUGGGGUUGAAUCCGACGUGAGCCACUGUAGCCUUGUGGCCCAUGUGUCAAGAGAGGGAGGAGAUGCCACAGUGAGAAUGCUGGAAGAGGCCUUGACUUUAAAGUCCAAGCAGCAGAGAACUGUGAAACAACCAUUCUUUCCUAGGAUGAUUGUUAAGGAGCACCCCAAAGGCAAUAUCCACAUGGAAGUUAGGGUGGAUCUAGAGCAAAAGAACAAGGAGUCAAACCAAGAGGGAAGGGGCAUUGAGGAGAGGACAGUUCUAAAGGAGGAAAGCCCAGGCCCAAAUGAAAACCUCAUUACAGCUCUUGACAUCACCCCUCUCCGAAGCUGCCUUUCAGACAUUGAGCGCGCCCCAGAAGAUGAGGAGUGGGCAACUCCUAAGGGUGGACAGUGUUCCCUCUCCCCUCCUAAACCUAAGCCCCUAUUCCAGGGCCAGGGUGAAACCCACAGGCAGGGCUCCUGUAGUGCUGCCGUCUUCCCACCUACACCUGAGAGAUCAGGUGCGGCCUCAGGGCACUGUCCCCCUAAUAAAGGCAAGGUGAAGACAGCACCCAAGAAACCAGCAGAGAAAAGGGGGCCAAAGAGAGCAGAGGCCAGCCUGGGCAAUCUCAUGACCUUUAUCAUGUGGCUAAACUCUCAAAACCAUUCGGCGGCCCGCUGUCCAGGCAGCCUGCCUAUCGCCGAGCUGGACAGGUUAUUGGUCGCCUUCUUCCAGUAUGUGUGGGAGGAGUCCCGCCUGCAGGCCUUGAGCAGCAGCACUCUUACGACAUACGCCCGUAUGCUGGACCGUGAUCUGCAGAACCAGGGCUGCAGCUUCAGUAUCCGGAAGUCAGCCGAGUUCACAAACACCAUUAGGGAACUGGAUAACUGCUGCCAGAACUUGAAGCAGAGAGAGUGGGACAGAGACAUCCUGGUGAUCCAGAGCUUGAGGAGAGAAGAGGAGGCUGCACUGAGGCAGGCAGGAGUCCUGUCUAGGGCCACACCGGAUGGGCUGCUCAACCUGGUCCUGCUCAACAACCUCAAGGCCUUUGGGAAGUUCCACCUCCAGGGAGUCUGGCCCGGGCGAGUCUCCGACUUCCACACGGCCACGGAGACCCACCCAGGGACGUGUGACGGGGAAAAACUGGAAUACCUGGAGUGGAACAAUACUAAUUUCCCAGAACAGAGCCCCGUACGGAUGCACGGCCUGGCUGACGAUCCAGAACGCUGCCCCCUGUGGGACUACAAGCUCUAUGUAUCCAAGCGUGUUGGAAGCCACCUGAUCGCCUCUGAUGCAAUGUACUGUUGCCCACUGAGCCAGUGUAGGCCCUGGGAUAAUCACUGGUUCAGCCGCCAUGCCAUGCCCAAACCUCGCCUGGAAAAGAUUAUUAAGUCUCUGAGCCACCAUAUACUCUCCGUUCGUAAUGGGAGGGCAGCAGCCGUAUAUUAGUCAGCAGGUACUAAUAGAAGAACAUUGAUUGUAUUUUAACUGUAUACUGUAUGUGCAUAUCCUAGCAUAUCCAUGUGUGAUAUCCUAGCAUGACGUGUGUUGUUUAAUUACACCAUUGAAUGUUGUAUGCUAU